This is a messenger RNA of Adineta ricciae, 294 nucleotides long. The record is from the annotation of a GenBank genome assembly. NCBI's taxonomy places the organism in Eukaryota, Metazoa, Rotifera, Eurotatoria, Adinetida, Adinetidae.
AUGAAUACUAAUCCAAAAAACAAUGAGAUAACACGCAGUGAUCAUUGUCGUAUGCCAUUAACUUCAUUUUCGUACAAACACAACGCUGUAGUUCAUCAUUCACAAUCUCAACCAUCCACGUUCAAAAUCCCUGGUCAAAUUCAUCGUUCGUUAUCUCAAGAUCAAAAUUCUCGUUCACGAACAAAAGACAAACGACCUAAAGUUAUUAUUCAUACAACGAUCCAAUCGGUAACAAAGAGUAUUAAUUCAACCAACAAUAAUUUACUCUCAGUUAUCGUCUCACAUUCAAGAUAG